This is a messenger RNA of Nicotiana attenuata, 1412 nucleotides long. RefSeq names its product protein SHOOT GRAVITROPISM 5-like. The transcript is spliced from 4 exons. The record is from RefSeq and is a predicted model, not a curated record. Bases 63 to 1280 code for a protein of 405 amino acids. Gene Ontology annotation, molecular function: DNA-binding transcription factor activity. Gene Ontology annotation, cellular component: nucleus. NCBI's taxonomy places the organism in Eukaryota, Viridiplantae, Streptophyta, Magnoliopsida, Solanales, Solanaceae.
GUUAAGAAGCCAAAAAGCAACAGCACAAAAAUUGGUUGAAUAUCUCAGUUCAACAGUAACCCAUGCUAGCCAGCCACUCUUUCUUGUUUCCAGCAGCUCCUUCUCAUUCUGAACCAUUUUCUUCCCCAGAAAAUGGUUUUAUUAUCAAAAGAAAAAGAAGACCUGCUGGUACUCCAGAUCCUGAUGCACAAGUUGUGUAUCUCACAGCUGAGAUGCUAAUGGAAUCCGAUCGUUACGUUUGUGAAAUCUGUAACCUUAGCUUUCAAAGAGAGCAGAAUCUUCAGAUGCACCGCCGCCGCCAUAAGGUUCCAUGGAAGUUGAAGAAGAAGGAAGAAGAGAAGAAUGAGAUGGAGCAAGUAAAGAAGAGAGUAUAUGUGUGCCCAGAGCCAAGUUGUGUGCACCAUGAUCCAAGCCAUGCACUAGGAGACCUUGUGGGAAUCAAAAAACAUUUCAGAAGGAAACAUAGCAAUUACAAACAAUGGGUUUGUCAGAAAUGCUCUAAAGGUUAUGCUGUUCAAUCAGAUUACAAAGCUCACAUCAAAACUUGUGGUACUAGAGGCCAUUCUUGUGACUGUGGCCGAGUCUUCUCCAGAGUUGAAACCUUUAUUGAACAUCAAGAUUCAUGCAAAGCACAAGGUACAACUACUAGUAAAGAAUGUGAUGUGCAAAAACCAAAGCCAGCUCAAUAUUUUUCAAACUACUCAAAUUCAAGAAUGCCUAAGAAUAUCACUCACCCUAAUCUUGAACUUGAGCUUUUCACUUCUUCCAACUAUAAUCAAAACACACAUAAUUAUUCUUCUUUCUUGGAAAAUGAACAAACCCCACAAUUAAAUUUGUCAUUUGGUGGUCAAAGUGAUAGUAGUAAUUAUUACCAAGUCCAACACACUGAGAAAGCAGCAGCUUUGAUCAUAGAAGACACAACAAUACAAGUAUCAAAACUAAAAAGUGAAGCAAAAGAAAUCCUGAAAAUAGCAAUGGAAGAAAAGGCAAUGGCUGCAGAGAAGAGACAAGAAGCAAAGUGUUUGAUUGAAUUAGCCAACCUAGAAAUGGCAAAAGCAAGGGAAAUUAGACAACAAUUAUUAGCUGAAUACAGUACUGUUCAGCUCCUAAAAGACUGUGCAGAAAUGAAGAUUGUUGGCUCACAGUCACAUGUGAAGAUAAUAACAUGCAACUCUUGUAAUAGUAAACAGUUCCAAACAGUGGCAAAAGAGGCUGCAGUUUGUAGAGAGGUUUACCCAGCUUUGACUAAGUAUUUGUCAUCUUCCAUUUACAGAAGGUAAAAAAUGUGAGUAGUUUAACAGUAGUAGUAGUAGUCCAACUACUUUUCUGCCCAUGAAAUGGUAGUGAGAUUUUGGACAUGUUAUGAAAUGUACAAGGUUAACUAUCUUUUGUUGUAACACUAAAUAUAAUAA